AUGGUCUUGGAGAGCUUGGGCGUAGAGAAAUACUUGGAGGAGCACAUAGAAUCGGCAAAUUACCUUUUUCGAGCGAUGAAGUACAAAGGACCCGAAACCACUGAGACCAAGGUUGGGCUAAGAGCUCACAGAGAUCUGAACGUAGUGACUAUAUUGUAUCAGAUUAAUCAAGUCGACGGGUUAGAGGUGCAGACUAAAGAUGGGGAAUGGAUCAAUGCCAAUCCUUCACCUGACUCUUUCACAGUCUUUAUCGGGGAGUCUUUCUCUGCGUGGGCAAAUGGCCGACUCCAUUCGCCAUUUCAUCGCGUAAUGAUGAGUGGGAACAAGGCAAGGUACUCUGUUGGAUUGUUUUCUAUCCCAAAACCAGGUUGCAUAAUCAAAGCCCCAGAAGAGCUGGUGGAUGAAGAUCACCCCUUACUCUUCAAGCCCUUUGACUACGCUGAAUACAUCAGAUUCUACCACACAGAAAUUUCCCAGAAAGGCGAAUCUUCCCUGCAGAAUUUCUGUGGUUUCUGA
Ilex paraguariensis (yerba mate) is the source of this 516-nucleotide messenger RNA. The record is from the annotation of a GenBank genome assembly. NCBI's taxonomy places the organism in Eukaryota, Viridiplantae, Streptophyta, Magnoliopsida, Aquifoliales, Aquifoliaceae.